Messenger RNA from Centropristis striata (black sea bass), 5686 nucleotides. Its product is annotated as titin homolog. The record is from RefSeq and is a predicted model, not a curated record. Bases 1 to 4353 code for a protein of 1450 amino acids. The transcript has 7 exons. Gene Ontology annotation, molecular function: GTP binding. NCBI's taxonomy places the organism in Eukaryota, Metazoa, Chordata, Actinopteri, Perciformes, Serranidae.
AUGGGGGGCCUCCACACUGGGAGGUGUGUGGUCUGCCGUUUGGGGGGUCAUCCUGGAGGCCCCUCGGGCUGGGUGGACUGGGGAGGCUCUGCCCUGUGUGCGGAGUCCCCCCUGGUCUGCCCGGGGCAGGGGCUUUGCACUAUGUGCAGAGUCUACCCCGGUCUAUCUUGGUCGGGGGUCUCUGUGGUGGCGGCGCUCCCUGUGGCCGUGGGCUGCGAACCCUUUCGGUUUUCAAACACAGCAGUCAGUUAUCAGCAGAUUUACAUCAUGGCAGCUGCAGCACCAGGGUCAGAUGAUCUAAAAGCUGUGAAGCGGAGAAGAGGCAAACCAUUGUUUGAGCUGAGAGUUGUUCUGCUGGGGAACAGCUGGUCUGAGAGGAGUUCAGUGGGGAACUUCAUGCUGGGAGAGACUCUGUUUAGCACUGAGGAAGAACCAAAUGACUGUUGGAGUGUCAGAGGACAAUUAAAGGAGAAAGAAAUAGUUCUCAUCAACACUCCAGAUCUGCUGCAUCCCAACAUCUCUGAACACAAACUAACAGAACAUGUAGAAAACUGUGUGAGACUCUCUGAUCCUGGACCUCAUGUGUUCCUGCUGGUUCUACAGCCUGAAGACUUCACUGAGGAACACAAACUGAGACUCUGCAGAGUCCUUGAAAAGUUCAGUGAUCAAUCAUUUGAUCAUUCAUUGGUUCUGAUAUCACCACCCAGAGAGGAGAGUUCAGCUUCCAUCGACGAAGAUGAACCAGAGCAGCCAUUUAAAGACCUGAUCAGAAUGUGUAAAGACAGACAUCUGAAGAAGAAGAACCUUGAGCUUCCACAGUUGUUUACAUGUUUGGGUGAAAUUGUAAAAGAGAACAAUGGAGAUCAUGUUAGCUGUGAUGUAUUGAAGGAUGCAGCAUCAGAAAAUUUCCUCACCAUUACUGAACACAUGAAACCAACUUUAAACAUGGUUCUGUGUGGGAGGAGAGGAGCAGGGAAGACCUCAGCAGCCAAGGCCAUUUUAGGUCAGACAGAGCUUCAUUCAGUCUCCAGCUCAGAGUGUGUUAAACAUCAGGGAGAGGUGUGUGGACGUUGGGUUUCCCUGGUGGAGCUGCCUGCAUUGAAUGGAAAACCUCAGGAGGAAGUGAUGGAGGAAUCAUUGAGGUGUAUCUCCCUAUGUGAUCCUGAGGGCGUCCAUGCCUUCAUCCUGGUCCUUCCUGUGGGUCCCCUCACUGAUGAAGACAAGGGAGAGUUGGAGAUCAUCCAGAACACUUUCAGUUCUCGAGUCAAUGACUUCACCAUGAUUCUGUUCACUGUGGAGUCAGAUCCUACAGCUCCAGAUGUUGAUAACUUUCUAAAGGAAAACAAGGACAUCCAGGAGCUCUGUCAGAGCUGUGGAGGAAGACAGUUUGUCCUCAACAUCAGGGACCAGCAGCAGAUCCCAGAGCUGUUGGACAGUUUAGAAAAAAUGAGACUGAGACCCAAAAAAGACAAACCAAGCUGCUACACAACAGAAACAUUUGCAUUUGUCCAAAUAGAAAAGAUCAUAAAACAGGCUGAACUGGAGGAUCUGAGAACAAAAGGCACAAUCAGUUGUGAUAAAGAGCAGCAGAGCCCAGAGAGUCUCAGGAUUGUGCUGAUAGGGAAGACCGGCUGUGGGAAGAGUUCUUCAGGAAACACCAUUCUAGGAAGAGAGGAGUUUAAAGCUGAAUCAAGUCAAAUGUCAGUUACCAAAGAGUGUCAGAAAGCACAGAGUGAAGUGGACGGUCGUCCUGUUGUUGUAGUCGACACUCCUGGUCUGUUUGACAAUAGUUUGUCCUACAAGACGAUUAAUGAAGAGUUGGUGAGAUGCAUCAAUCUUCUGGCUCCAGGACCACAUGUCUUCCUGUUGGUGUUACACAUUGGCAGAUUCACUCCAGAGGAGAAGGAGGCAAUAAAACUGAUCAAGGAAGGUUUUGGGAAGAAUGCUGAAAAGUUCACCAUCAUUCUUUUCACCAGAGGAGAUUCACUGGAACGGGACAAGAUUUCUAUUGAUAAAUACAUUCAAGAAAAAUGUGAUGAUUCAUUUAAGAAACUUAUUGCUGACUAUGGAGAAAGAUACCAUGUGUUUAAUAACUAUGAUACAGAAAACCGCAAACAAGUCAGUAAGUUGAUAACAAAGAUCGACACCAUGGUGAAGGAGAAUGGAGGCAGCUGCUACACCAAUGAGAUGCUGCCGGAGACCGAGGCAGCGAUACAAAAAGAAGUGGAGAAGAUCCUGAAGGAGAAGAAAGAAGAGAUGCAGAGAGAAAGGGAGGAACUACAGAGAAAACACAAGGAAGAAAUGAGAGAGAUGAAAAGAAGAACGGAAGAACAGAACGUAGAAAUUGAAAAGUCGAGAAAACUGAGAGAAAAACAACUUGAAGAAAAGGAGGCAAACAUUAAGAAAGAACACGAGGAAAGGAGAGAACAGGAAAAGAGAGAAGAAGAAGACAGGAAGAGAAAACUACAAGAAGGACAGGAGUGGAAAAGAAAAGCUGAAGCUUUGGAGCAAAAAUUAAAAGAGUCAGAAUUAAAGGACAGAAAACUGGAGGAAGUUAUGAGAAAAGAAAGAGAGAACUGGAAGAAAACACAAAAUGAACAGUCGAAGAAACGAGAACAAGAAGAUAAACAGAGACGACAGGAGGAACAAACAAGACUGAAAAAGCUUCAAGAAAAUUAUGAAAAUAGGAUCAAAGAGGACCAAAUCAGAAGGAAAAAGGAGGAAAAGGAGAGAAAAGACAAUGAGAAAAAAUGGAGAGCAGAAAUUGAAAAUGAGAGAAAACUGAGAGAAAAACAACUUAAAGAAAUGGAGAAGAUCAACAAGGAAUGUGAGGAGAGAAAGAAAGAACAGGAAGAGAGAGAAGAAGAAGACAGGAAGAGAAAACAAGAGGAAGAAAAACAAAGACAGGAGUGGGAACAGAAAGUUGAAGCUUUGGAGGAAAAAAUAAGAUCAGAGUCAGAAUUAAAGGACAGAAAACUGGAGGAAGAGAUGAGAAAAGAACGAGAGAACUGGAAGAAAACACAAAAUGAACAGUCGAAGAAACAAGAACAAGAAGAUAAACAGAGACGACAGGAGGAACAAACAAGACUGAAAAAGCUUCAAGAAAAUUAUGAAAAUAGGAUCAAAGAGGACCAAAUCAGAAGUAAAAAAGAGGAAAAAGAGAGAAAAGACAAUGAGAAAAAAUGGAGAGCAGAAAUUGAAAAUGAGAGAAAACUGAGAGAAAAACAACUUAAAGAAAUGGAGAAGAUCAACAAGGAAUGUGAGGAGAGAAAGAAAGAACAGGAAGAGAGACAGGAGUGGGAACAGAAAGUUGAAGCUUUGGAGGAAAAAAUAAGAUCAGAGUCAGAAUUAAAGGACAGAAAACUGGAGGAAGAGAUGAGAAAAGAACGAGAGAACUGGAAGAAAACACAAAUUGAACAGUCGAAGAAACGAGAACAAGAAGAUAAACAGAGACGACAGGAGGAACAAACAAGACUGAAAAAGCUUCAAGAAAACUAUGAAAAUAGGAUCAAAGAGGACCAAAUCAGAAGGAAAAAAGAGGAAAAAGAGAGAAAAGACAAUGAGAAAAAAUGGAGAGCAGAAAUUGAAAAUGAGAGAAAACUGAGAACAAAACAACUUAAAGAAAAGGAGGAAGAGAUCAAAAAGGAAUGCGAGGAGAGAAAGAAAGAACAGGAAAAGAGAGAAGAAGAAGACAGGAAGAGAAAACAAGAGGAAGAAAAACAAAGACAGGAGUGGGAACAGAAAGUUGAAGCUUUGGAGGAAAAAAUAAGAUCAGAGUCAGAAUUAAAGGACAGAAAACUGGAGGAAGUUAUGAGAAAAGAAAGAGAGAACUGGAAGAAAACACAAAGUGAACAGUCGAAGAAACGAGAACAAGAAGAUAAACAGAGACAACAGGAGGAACAAACAAGACUGAAAAAGCUUCAAGAAAAUUAUGAAAAUAGGAUCAAAGAGGACCAAAUCAGAAGGGAAAAAGAGAGAAAAGACAAUGAGGAAAAAUGGAGAGCAGAAAUUGAAAAGGGCAGAAGACAAAUGGAGGUACAAAUAAAGAACAGCGAUAACCGAUAUAACAUCUUAAAGGCACAUUCAGUCCACAACGAACAAGAAAUGAAGAAAAAACAUCAAGGGGAAAUGUAUGACUUAGUGAAACAUUUGACCAAAAACACAAAAAGUCUGUCAAAAAUCAGAGAUUUACUGAAGCAACAAGAACAAGAAAUGGAGCAGGAGAAAGAUGAAGAGAGAAAAAAUAAUCUGCAGGAAAAACAUGAAAAAGAAAUAAUUGACAUGAUGCAGAAACCUUUGGAUGAAGGCAGCAAAACACUUUGGGGAAGUUUGAAAAACUUGUUUGGUUGGUGAGGAUGUAAAGCUCCCUGUCAACAGCUGUCUGACUGGUUUUGAUCUCAGAUCUUAAAAAUGUAUCAGAUAAACACAAAAUGUGACAAAGUCUAUUCUGCACGAAGGCUUUUUUUUUUUUUUUUCUAAGAUACAAAUACUUUCAAACAAGUGGCCAAAAGAUAAGAUCAUCAAGGGACUCCCAGUUGUUGUUAUAUUGAGAAAAAUAGGCUACGAAGCAAUAAUCUGUACCUCUUGUGUAUUUUAAUGUAUUUUUUAUAUGAUGGGUUAGAACCUAUUAAACUGGACAUUGUGGCUGAAAUUAUCCAAUUAUUGAGGUAACUGAAAGGACAGACAUUUUUUAGUUGAAGUAAAAUAAUCAAAAAUGACUAAUCCUAGUCAUGUUUGUUCAGUGAUAAAUCAGGCUGUCAUUUAAAUAAAUACUUGACUUUAUUUCAAACUUUUGGUCUAUGUUAUUGAAAAUAACUGUUUAAUCUGUAACAUUUAGGAUCUCCUCUUUUUCACUGUGUUUUAUGUAAAAUGUGGUACAAUCAGCAUUAUAUGGUUUAGGUGGUGGUGUUAUUGGAUGGUGUGUUUCUUACUUUUUUAAUCUAAAAUAAGUUGAAUAUUGUAAGUAAAAAAAGGGUCAGUACAAAAUCAUAUGUUUAAGUCUGUAGAAAAUCUCUACGAAGUGUUGCAUUGUUUACUUAUGUACAGUUUGUUAGAAGUAAUACACUUUUUUGCUGUUUUGUUUUAGUUUGUCCUAGCUGUGUUGUUACACAUUCGUCCAGCAGCUUUAUAAAGGACUUUAACAGCUGGAGGCUCUGGCUGGUCAUCAGGGAUCUUUAUUUUCUUUUGAAUAUGUGAAAGAAUUUAAUGUUUUUAAUGUUUGUUAAAUCAAAUGCCUGUUUUCUCUGAAUAACCCAAUCACAUAUAUCUCAGCAAAUACUGAAUAUUAAACAUGCAUGAAUAUCAUUUAGAUGCAUCAUUUUCUUUUUUUUUCUUUUAUGUGCGAAAUAAAAAUGGAUGCUUUAUAACUAUAUACUAUAACUAUACAAUGCAAUAAAUGUCAUUUAAAUAUAUAACUGUGUGUUCUUCAUGAGGUGUUUGUUUUCUUUGUUCAUUAUUAUGAAUUUCUCUAGAGUAGACUGCUGUGAAAUAUUAGAGUCAAACCAACUCUUCGAGAGUUCAGGUUUGUUUAAACUGCACAGGAAGUGGAUUCUAUCUGAAAUAUCUUUGUUUGCCUCUCUAUUUAUUUCUCCUUGAUCUUAGGAUACUACUGUCCCUGUGGAUACUGUUAGUGUUUAAGUUUACAUGGCAAGAUAUUACGGUUUUAACAACUGCAACACAUUAUAUU